Molecule: messenger RNA, 15660 nt
Organism: Charadrius vociferus (killdeer)
Lineage: Eukaryota; Metazoa; Chordata; Aves; Charadriiformes; Charadriidae
Gene: KMT2C
Product: lysine (K)-specific methyltransferase 2C
Exons: 58
Coding region: 40-14499 (4819 amino acids)
Biological process (GO): positive regulation of transcription by RNA polymerase II
Cellular component (GO): nucleus; MLL3/4 complex
Molecular function (GO): transcription coactivator activity; histone binding; histone H3K4 methyltransferase activity
Source: RefSeq, a predicted model, not a curated record
CGGAGUAGAGGAAAAACUGCAGUGGAGGAUGAAGACAGUAUGGAUGGUUUGGAGGCAGCAGAAACAGAAAACACUGUGGAAACAGAAGUCAAAGAGCAAUCUGCAGAAGAGGAUGCCCAAACGGAAGGAGACAGCACCAAGCAGCUAACACCAGUCCUUCAGCGCUCGGUAUCGGAGGAGUCUGCGAGCUCCACUGCCUCCGUGGGUGUGGAAGCUAAAACCAGCGAACAACUCUGCGCCUUUUGUUACUGUGGAGAACGGAGCUCAUUAGGACAAGGAGACUUAAAACAAUUCAGUCCAACUCCUGGGUAUGUUAUCCCAUGGAAAAACCAGCCUUUAAAUAAGAGUGAAGCCAGCGACAGCACCGAUGGAGCUUGUGAGAGAACUCCAAGGCAAAACUCAGUGCCGCGCAAACAAAGAGGACAGAAGAAAUCUCGAUCGAGUACAUCAUGUACAAGUGUAAGCACCCAAACUGCUUCUGAUGAUCAGGUUGUCAAAUUCUGGGAUGAACUCAGUUUAGUUGGCUUACCAGAUGACAUUGAUGUUCAAGCCUUAUUUGAGCCAACAGGUCAUUGCUGGGCUCAUCACCGCUGUGCGGAGUGGUCAUUGGGAGUCUGCCAGACUGAAGAGCAGCUAUCGGUGAACGUGGACAAAGCUGUUGUCUCAGGGAGCACAGAACGAUGUGCAUAUUGUAAGCACCUUGGAGCCACUAUCAAAUGCUGUGAAGAGAAAUGUACCCAGAUGUACCAUUACCCCUGUGCUGCUGGAGCAGGCACAUUUCAGGAUUUCAGUAACUUGUCCCUCCUUUGUCCAGACCACAUUGAUCAGGCUCCUGAAAGAUCAAAGGAAGAAGCAAAUUGUGCAGUGUGCGACAGCCCUGGAGACCUCUUAGAUCAACUUUUUUGUACUACCUGUGGCCAGCACUACCAUGGGAUGUGCCUGGACAUACAAGUUACACCUUUAAAACGAGCAGGUUGGCAGUGUCCUGAUUGCAAAGUGUGCCAGAACUGCAAACAUUCUGGGGAAGACAACAAGAUGCUGGUGUGUGAUACAUGCGACAAAGGCUACCAUACUUUCUGUCUACAACCAGUUAUGGAUGCUGUACCAACAAAUGGUUGGAAAUGUAAAAACUGUAGAGUAUGUGCUGAGUGUGGCACACGAACAAGUUGUCAGUGGCACCAUAAUUGUUUGGUAUGUGACAGUUGUUACCAACAGCAAGACAACUUAUCUUGUCCUUUCUGUGAAAAACUGUGCCUCCAAGACUUCCAGAAAGAUAUGUUGCAUUGUCACAUGUGCAAAAGGUGGAUUCACAUAGAAUGUGACAGAUCUCCAGGUAGUGAAUUGGAGUCUCAGUUCAAAGACUACAUCUGCACUCUUUGUAAACAAGGAGAAGGGGAUCAGACUCAGUCAUGUGAUGUAAUGGACACUUCUGAACUCAUUCCUGAGCCUGACAGUAUAACAGCUUGUACAAAUGAAAUUGAAAUGGAAAGUGGUGGAGAGGAUGCGACAUUUCAGGAACAACCCAUUCCUGGUGAUGGCCCUGAUCAAGAAUCAGCUGUUGGGUGUGUCACAGAUGUUACAGGCAUAUCACCAGAAGAGAAGACCACAGAACUGGAAACAGAAGUCUCUGUUGAAAUUAAUUCAGCUGAAAUGGAAAUGUCUCCUAAAAAGACACCAGCAUCUGGUGACAGUCAGACUGAGAAAAUGAUGGAAGUGACGGAAGGUGUUCAAGCUGUAAUACAGCAGGAGUUAGACAAACAAGUGGAAGAGACACAGCUACCACAAGGUAGUGAGGAGGUGUCAGAAGUAUCCACAGUAGACUCUCAGUCUCUGUCUUCAGUACCUGAGGCUGUAACUGUGACACCAGAAAUACAGGAGACUGAAAGUAAAGGAGAUAUUUGUAUCCCUGUAGAACAACAACUGGAAAUAAUAAAAGCGCAGAACGAUGUAGAAAAAGGAGAAACCCAUGAAAAGUCAGAAACACCAGCUCUUCUAGAAGUAGAAACUACUUCUGCAAAUGAAGGUGUUGCAAGUAGUUCACCAGUUGGAGACAAACCCAUGAAAUCACCAGCUGAGACUUACCCCUCACUUCCCUCAUCAGUUAAUAUAAACAAGACAAAUGUGUCUUCCUCACCAGAUGUUUCUUUAGACUUGCAUUCUGCACGAGAUGUACAGCACAGUCAGCCCCCAGCAUUGCCUUCCACUGCUGGAAGCGCUCUCCCAACGACUUACAUAUCAGUCACUCCAAAAAUUGGCAUGGGAAAACCAGCCAUCACCAAACGCAAGUUUUCUCCUGGAAGACCCAGAUCGAGACAGGGGGCUUGGAGUACCAAUAAUACAGUCAGCCCACCUUCCUGGUCCCCAGACAUUUCAGAAGGUCGGGACAUUUUUAAAUCCAGACAGCUUCCUGGCAGUGCCAUUUGGAGCAUCAAAGUGGGCCGUGGAUCAGGAUUCCCAGGGAAGCGGAGGCCACGUGGUGCAGGUCUUUCAGGAAGAGGUGGCAGGGGUAGAUCAAAACUGAAGAAUGGAGUUGGGACUGUAGUCAUUCCAGGGGUCACAACUAUGGAUAUUUCAUCUAACAAAGAUGAGGAAGAAAAUUCAAUGCAUAAUACAGUUGUCCUCUUCUCUAACAGUGACAAGUUCACUCUCCAUCAGGAUAUGUGUGUAGUUUGUGGGAGUUUUGGCCAAGGUGCUGAGGGCAGGUUGCUUGCCUGUUCUCAAUGUGGUCAGUGUUACCAUCCAUACUGUGUCAGUAUUAAGAUUACUAAAGUGGUGCUUAGCAAAGGUUGGAGGUGCCUGGAGUGCACAGUGUGUGAAGCCUGUGGGAAGGCGACAGAUCCAGGAAGACUGCUUCUCUGCGAUGACUGCGACAUCAGCUACCACACGUACUGCUUAGACCCACCCCUGCAGACGGUUCCGAAGGGAGGCUGGAAGUGCAAAUGGUGUGUUUGGUGCAGACACUGUGGAGCAACUUCUCCAGGUUUAAGAUGUGAAUGGCAAAAUAAUUACACACAGUGUGCUCCCUGCGCAAGUUUGUCUACCUGCCCAAUCUGCUAUCGCACUUACAGGGAUGAAGAGCUUAUAAUUCAGUGUAGACAAUGCGAUCGAUGGAUGCAUGCAAUCUGUCAGAACUUAAACACAGAGGAGGAAGUGGAAAGCAUAGCUGAUAUGGGUUUUGACUGUACCAUUUGUAGGCCAUACAUACCACCAACAAACGUGCCUUCUUUGGACUGUUGUGAUUCAUCAGUUGGAGCUCAGAUUAUUUCAAAAUCAAAAGACCUAGACCCGCCGAAGACAUACACCCAGGAUGGAGUCUGCUUGACAGAAUCCGGCAUGUCUCAGUUACAGAGCCUAACUGUUACAGUACCGAGAAGAAAACGGACGAAACCAAAGCUGAAACUGAAAAUUAUAAAUCAGAACAGUGUGGCUGUGCUUCAGACACCCCCAGAUGCCCAGUCAGAGCACUCAAGAGAUGGGGAGAUGGAUGACAGUAGAGAAGGUGAUCUUAUGGAUUGUGAUGGAAAAUCAGAUUCCAGCCCAGAACGGGAAGCUGUGGAUGAUGAUUCCAAAGUGGCAGAAGGAGCUGAUGGGAUUAAAAAAAGGAAGCGAAAACCAUAUAGACCUGGUAUUGGUGGAUUUAUGGUACGUCAAAGAAGCCGUACGGGGCAGGGGAAGACUAAAAGAUCUCUCUCCAGGAAAGAUUCUUCUGGAUCUGUUUCUGAGCAGUUGCCUGGCAGAGAUGAAGGUUGGACAGAACAGCUGCCAGACACUCCAGUUGAGGAGUCUACCCCAGCUUCUGAAAGUACUGAGAAAAUAAAAAAGCGUUACAGAAAAAAGAAAAAUAAACUUGAAGAAACCUUUCCUGCCUACUUGCAGGAAGCUUUCUUCGGGAAAGACCUACUAGAUACCAGUAGACAAAACAAGAUGAGCCUAGAUAAUUUACCUGAAGAAUCAGUUCCACUCUCGUGUAAAACAAAUCUGACCACCAAUUUCCUGGAUCCUUCCUCUGACCCCCUUCUUAGCUCAACUUCCACGCCAGCACAGGCAAAACUGGGACCUCAAGGUAGCGCCGAUGAUCCUUUAGCCGAUCUUUCUGAGGUCUUAAAUACUGAUGAUGAUAUUCUUGGAAUACUUUCUGACGACUUGGUAAAGUCUGGAGAUCAUUCGGCUGGAUUGGAUAUUGGUCCCAUCUCUGAUGAUCCUUCUUCUCUGCCUCAGCCGAAUGCCAACCAGAGUUCACGGCCAUUGAGUGAAGAACAGUUGGAUGGAAUCCUCAGUCCAGAAUUAGACAAAAUGGUCACAGAUGGUGCUAUUCUUGGCAAACUGUACAAAAUCCCAGAGCUAGGAGGAAAGGAUGUUGAAGAUUUGUUCACAGCUGUGUUAAGUCCAGCAACCACGCAGCCAGCUCCUUUGCCACAGCCUCCACCUCCACCACAACUUAUGUCUUUGCACAGAGAGAACGCGUUUCCCAGAGUGCCCCUUAUGAAUGGUCUGAUUGGCCCUAACCCUCACCUCCCUCAUACAGCUUUGGCUGCUGGAGGUGGACUGGGCACUUUCUCUCCCAUUACACAGCAACCAUAUGCUGAUACCAGGGAUAAGAAUCCAGCGUUCAAUCCAAUGGUAACUGAUCCAAACAGCUCAUGGGCACCAUCUGCUCCACCUUUGGAAGGUGAAGGCGAUACAAUGUCCAAUGCUCAAAGAAGCACUCUGAAGUGGGAAAAAGAAGAAGCUUUGGGUGAAAUGGCAACAGUAGCACCUGUUCUCUAUACAAAUAUUAACUUCCCUAACCUGAAGGAAGAAUUCCCAGACUGGGCUACAAGAGUGAAGCAGAUUGCUAAACUGUGGAGAAAAGCAAGCUCACAGGAGAGGGCUCCGUAUGUGCAAAAAGCCAGAGAUAAUAGAGCUGCUUUGCGCAUCAAUAAAGUACAGAUGUCAAAUGACUCCAUGAAAAGGCAGCAGCAACAGGAUAGUAUUGAUCCUAGCUCACGCAUCGACUCCGACCUCUUUAAAGAUCCAUUAAAACAGAGGGAAUCAGAACAUGAGCAGGUGAAAUUCAGACAGCAAAUGCGGCAAAAAAGUAAGCAGCAAGCCAAAAUAGAAGCCACGCAGAAGCUCGAACAAGUGAAAAAUGAGCAGCAGCAACAGCAGCAGCAACAGCAGCAGCAGCAGUUUGGUUCACAACAGCUUCUGAACCAGUCUGGCUCGGACACACCUAGCAGUGGGAUCCAGAGCCCCUUAACGCCACAGACUGGCAAUGGAAGUAUGUCUCCUGCACAGCAGACAUUCCAUAAGGAUCUAUUUUCAAAGCAGCAGCUACCUGCUACGCCUACAUCAGCAUCCUCAGAUGACGUGUUCCUAAAACCACAAGCCCCACCUCCUACUCCAACCCGAAUCCCGGUACACGAUUCGCUGUCUCAGUCUCAGACUCCUCAGACAUCAUCACAGCAGAUGUUUUCUCCAGGUUCCACAAACACAAGACCUCCUUCUCCAUUGGAUCCAUAUGCCAAAAUGGUGGGAACACCUAGACCAGCACCCAUUAACCAAAACUUUGUUAGAAGAAAUACCAUUGCGCCGUUAGAUACUUGUGCACCACAGUCAUCCAUAUCUCGGCCCAUUCAGGUAACUGAACCAUCAGGAAGCAGGCCUUCACCAGUCAGGGAUUCGUGUUCUUCAUCUCCAGGUAGCAGUGAUCCCUAUGCAAAGCCACCAGACACACCCAGGCCUGUCAUGCCAUCAGAGCAGUUCUCCAAACCAUUGGGGGUCCCAAGAUCACCCGUAGUUAUGGAACAGUCAGGGAAGGUUCCUUUAACAGCUGGAAGCAGCGAUCCAUUUACUAAGCCAGCUCCUAGAACUGAUACGUUUCAGAGACAGAGAGUAGCUUCUGCUGAUGCGUAUGCGCGGCCACCGUUGACUCCUACUCCUACUCCUGUUGAUGGUAGCCCUGGACCUUUUAAAACUCCUAUGCGCCCACCUCAGUCCCCACAAGAUCCUUACGCAUCAAUGCCAGCUACACCAAGGCGUGUUGCUGUUGAUCCAUACGAAAGGCCCGCUUUGACACCAAGGCCAGUGGAUAACUUCUCCCAUAAUCAGCCUAAUGACCCAUACAGCCAGCCUCCCCUUACUCCCCAUCCUGCAAUAAAGGAGACUUUUGCCCAUCCACCCCGGAUAGCGCGACAACAGAGUGAUUCCUUCCCUCAAUCUGGACCCAUUUCAAGGCCAGCUUCUCAGGACCCUUACUCCCAGCCUCCAGGUACUCCUCGGCCAGUUGCUGAUCCUUAUGCCCAACCACCAGGAACUCCUCGGCCCACCACAGUUGAUCCAUAUAUGCAGCAGCCACCAACACCGAGACCUGCUCAGCCAGCGGAUUUAUUUGCUCAGUCCCCAGCAAAUCAGAGACAUUCUGAUCCGUAUGCUCAACCUCCUGGAACACCAAGGCCGGUUCUCAAUGAUCCUUAUUCUCAGCAACCAGCAACUCCAAGGCCAGGGAUCCCAGAGAGUUUUAACAGACCUGCAAUGACAAGACCAGGAGUAAUACCAAAUAGAGAUCCUUUCCUGCAGACACCACAGAACAGGUUGCAGGGCACUUUUGUCAGGCCAUCCGAUCCAUGUUCUCAAACUCCCAGACCUGCAGGACCUGCAAUAACGGAUUCAUUUAGCCAUGGUCCAGCUGCUCCAGCACGUGACCCAUAUGAUCAGCCACCAAUGACUCCAAGACCUCAGCCAGAAUCUUUUGGAACUGGUCAACUGGCCCAUGAUGCUGCUGAGCAGCCACGGCCUGGAUCUGAGGGCAACUUUAAUGCAUCUGGAAAUUCUCCGAUGAGUUCUCAAGGACAACAGUUUCCCAAAGUCUCACAAGUUCCUGGCCCAGCACCCACUACAGGAGUAACAGAUACGCAGAAUACCAUGAAUAUGUCUCAAGCAGACACUGAGAAGUUAAGACAGCGCCAGAAAUUACGUGAAAUUAUUCUACAGCAACAGCAGCAGAAGAAGAACGCGGUUCGUCAGGAAAAAGCCUUGCAGGAGGCAGCAGCUCCUACCCAUGCAACUCCUCUUCAGCAUUGGCAGCAAGACAACUUAAAUCCGAUUUUUAACCGCCCUCCUCCUCCGUAUCCUGGGAAUAUUAGAUCCUCCGUUGUCCCUCCAGGUGGUCCAGGCGAUAUGAAUGCCAUGGGGAUGAGACCUCACGGUCUUAGAUACGGGUUCCCAGGAGGUGGCCAUGGUCCACCGUCAGGUCAAGAACGUUUCCUCGGUCCUCCGCAGCCAAUGCAACGCCCUGGAGUUCCACCACAGCUGAGAAGAUCUCUGUCUAUUGAUAUGCCUCGGCCAGUGAACAAUCCACAAAUAAAUAAUACAUCAGGGAUCUCUCAACAUUUUCCUCCACAGGGAAUUCCAGUUCAGCAGCACAACAUAUUGGGUCAGGCGUUUAUCGAGUUACGUCACAGAGCUCCUGAUGGGAGGCCAAGGCUGCCUUUUAAUCCUUCGGCUGCAAAUGUUAUGGAUGCAGCAGCACAACAUCAACGACACGCAGGGUUUAUACCCAGGCAGGAGUUUCCGGGCCCAAGGCAGGCAGAACCACUGAGACAUAAUUCUCAAGGUAUACCUAACCAGUUGCAGAUGUCUACAAGUUUGGAGCACAUGUCGCAAUCCCAGCAGGAUCAAAUCAAUCCUGACAACCCACCUGCACUUGUAAUACGUUCUCUAAGUCAUCCACCAGUUGCUGAUGCAUUCCCAGGACCAUCUUUGUCUACAUCUGCACCAAGCGAUGAAUCUGCAAAUUUACAGAUUUCCAACCAGCCAAGUGAUGGUCUGGAAGAAAAGCUUGAUCCUGAUGAUCCUGCUGUAAAAGAUUUGGAUGUGAAAGACCUUGACGGGGUUGAAGUCAAGGAUUUAGAUGAUGAGGAUUUGGAAAAUUUGAAUCUAGACACAGAGGAUGGGAAAGGAGAUGAACUGGACACUUUAGAUAAUUUGGAAACCAAUGAUCCUCACCUUGAUGAUCUUCUAAGAUCUGGGGAAUUUGAUAUAAUUGCAUAUACAGACCCAGAACUUGAUGUGGGGGAUAAGAAAGGAAUGUUUAAUGAAGAACUAGAUCUUAGUGUCCCCAUUGAUGACAAACUAGAUAUCCAGGGCAAGACAGAAGAACCAAAACCAAAAGAACAAGGUGAUAAAACUGUUUCUCCUCCUCAGACUCAAUCUCCACAGAAGAAAUCUGCUACAGAAAAUGAAAUUAAAACAGAAGUACUUUCCCCAAACACUCAGGAGGAAAAGAAGAAUGAAAAUGAAAAAAGUGGUGGAAAUGCUGAAUCCACAAGUACUCAACAGGUUGCUGAAGUGGAGUUAAAGGAUGGAGAAAAGGCUCCUGUGCAGCCUGCUAACCCAGAAUUCGCUGACAAAACUACUGCUGUUCCUAGUCAAGAAACAACUGUGCCUAGUCCAGAUGCUCAGGGAUCUGCUCCACUGCCUGUUCAAGCAGCAGUAAGUUCCUGCAGUAUUUCUGGGUCCACACCAGUCCUUUCAAGUUUGCUAGCUAAUGAAAGCUCAGAUAAUGCUGAAGCAAGGACUCUAGGAUCUCCAUCUCAGUCUUUGCCAACAGCACAAAUGAACCAUGCAUCAGGUAUUCCACAAACACUAAUGACACCUGGUGGACAGAUCUUGGAAAACACUUUAAAUUCAAAUUUGUCCAUGGUUCCACGAAUGAACCAUAAUUUUUCUCAAGGGUCACCAAAUCCAGGAUUUAUUCAGGGUCAAUCAUCUAAUCAUAACUUUGGGACGGGACAGACAUCUAAUCAAACUGUGGCUGUAACAAACCGUCCUGGUCCUAGUGGCAUAUCUGGUCCCCAGCAGAUGAUGCUCCCUCAGCCAUUAGCUCAACAACAAAAUCGAGAAAGACCACUUCUGCUAGAGGAACAGCCACUUCUUCUGCAGGACCUUUUGGAUCAGGAAAGACAGGAGCAGCAGCAGCAGCGACAGAUGCAAGCCAUGAUUCGCCAACGUUCAGAGCCAUUUUUCCCCAAUAUCGACUUCGAUGCAAUUACUGAUCCCAUAAUGAAAGCAAAAAUGGUAGCUCUUAAGGGGAUCAAUAAAGUCAUGGCACAGAGUAACAUGGGGAUGCCACCAAUGGUUAUGAACAGGUUUCCCUUUAUGGGUCAGCCAGUGCCAGGGGCUCAGACCAGUGAAGGCCAAAAUCAUAUGCAGCAGGCAAUUACACAGGACGGAAGUUUGACACCUCAGAUUUCUAGACCUAAUCCUCCCAAUUUUGGUCCUGGUUUUGUCAAUGAUUCACAAAGAAAGCAAUAUGAGGAAUGGCUGCAAGAAACACAACAGCUUCUUCAAAUGCAGCAGAAGUACCUUGAGGAGCAAAUUGGAGCACACAGAAAAUCAAAAAAGGCACUCUCAGCAAAACAGCGUACGGCCAAGAAAGCUGGCCGUGAGUUCCCAGAAGAAGAUGCAGAACAGCUUAAACACGUUACUGAGCAGCAAAGUAUGGUCCAAAAACAGCUAGAACAGAUUCGAAAGCAGCAGAAAGAGCAUGCAGAACUAAUUGAGGAAUAUCGAAUCAAGCAGCAGCAGCAGCAGCAGCAGUGUGGAAUGGCACCCCAUGCUAUAAUGCCAGGCAUCCAGGCUCAACCACCAAUGGUUCCAGGAGGAACAUCACCAGCAAUGAAUCAGCAAAACUUCCCCAUGGUGGCACCGCAGCUCCAGCAUCAACAACAUACAGUGGUAAUCCCUGGGCAGUCCAACCCAACCAGAAUGCCGAAUUUAUCUGGCUGGCAAUCUGCAAAUGCCCCUGCAAGUCAUAUUUCCAUGAAUCCAGCAAGGAUGCAGCCUCCAAUGACACCGUUGCCAAUUACUCCCAGUACACCAGCUCCUGUGCCUGGUCCAAAUGCAACUGCACAGUCAGGGCCACCACCAAGGGUGGAGUUUGAGGACAAUAACCCUUUUAGUGAAAGUUUUCAAGAGCGGGAAAGAAAGGAGCGUUUACGAGAGCAACAGGAACGGCAGCGCAUUCAGCUUAUGCAGGAGGUAGAUCGACAGAGAGCUUUACAGCAGAGAAUGGAACUGGAACAGCACGGUAUGAUAGGGUCUGAAUUAAAUAACAAAGCGUCCUUAUCUCAGAUACCUUUCUUUAAUUCUGAUCUACCUUGUGAUUUUGUACAAACUCCACGACCUCUUCAGCAGUCUCCGCAGCAUCAACAGCAACAAAUGGGGCAAAUUCUGCAACAAGGUCCUGUGACCUCGCCUCCUGCCACAAAUUUUAUGCAAGGCAGUGAGCGAAGGCCAGUGGGACCUACCGCUUUUGGACCUGAUGCAUCUGCUGUCCCAGGUGCAACCCCUAAUUUCCAUAAUGUAAAACAAACUCAUGGGAAUCUCCCCGGGGCCACCUUUACGCAGAACCAAGUCAGGCCUCCAUUUGCUUCUGCUGUACCUCCAUCUGCAGUACUCGGUAGUGGUGCCCCCUGUGGUUCGGACACUAGUGUGCCCCAGGCAACAAACUUCCCUGGAUCGAGCCAGUCUCUCAUCCAGCUGUAUUCCGACAUAAUCCCAGAAGAGAAAGGAAAAAAGAAAAGAACACGAAAAAAGAAAAAGGACGAGGAUGCCGAGUCAAUAAAAGCCCCGUCAACUCCACAUUCAGAUAUAACUGCACCAUCAACUCCAACCAUUUCUGAUUCUACCUCCACCCCCACAGUUAACACCCCCAAUGAACUUUCACGUCAUCAAGAUGAACAAGAGGCAGUGGAGUUAACGGGCCCAUCGACAUCAAACACAGGAGAGAGCCAGACCUCUCCAGAGCUGGAAUCUAAGCUCCCCAGCAGCAGUCUGCCGCAGAAGCAGCCCAGCGUAAACACAGAGACUGAAAAGCCUAAAACAGAUACGCCUACCAGCAUUCAAGAAGUUAAACUAGAAAAGGCAGAAACUGAUCAAUGCUCAGGUCAAGCUGAGCCUAAACCAGAAAAUCCAAGCAGUAUUAAGGUGGAAGAAGAUAAGGUCACAUCACAGUCUGCCUCGUCGGCUCAGAGUCCAGCACAACCAGCUAGCGUUCCGGCAGCAAAAGGAGAGUCAGGGAACGAACUGCUGAAACACCUGCUUAAAAAUAAGAAGGCCUCAUCUCUUCUAAAUCAGAAAUCGGAGAACAGCGGCCGAACAGAAGAGGAGGCUUCUGGGGAUAAAAAGUUAACGGAGAAGCAGAAUCCAGCUGAAGGAAUGCAAACUGCAGGAAACCAGAUGCAAGGUGCGUUUGGGUGUAGUAACAGCCAGCUUCAAAGAACAGAUGUAGGACCUGAAACCAAGAAGCAGAGAAAUAAGCGAACUCAGAGGACGGGAGAGAAGGCAGCUCCUCGGUCCAAGAAAAGAAAAAAAGAGGAAGAAGAAAAGCAAGCUAUUUACCCUAACGCUGAUACAUUCAUCCAGUUAAAACAGCAGAAUAACCUGAGCAAUCCUCCGACACCCCCAGCCUCUCUUCCUCCCACACCACCUCCAGUGGCGUGCCAGAAAUUGGUAAAUGGCUUCGCAACCACUGAGGAACUUGCUGGCAAGGCUGGUAUGUUAGGAGGUCAUGAUGUUACCAAAGCUCUGGGACCAAAGCAGUUCCAGUUGCCUUUCAGACCACAAGAUGAUUUAUUAGCAAGAGCAAUGGCUCAGGGUCCUAAAACUGUGGAUGUUCCUGCUUCACUUCCAACACCACCUCACAACAAUCAGGAGGAGUUAAGGGUUCAAGAUCACUGUGAGGACAGGGACACUCCCGACAGCUUUGUUCCUUCUUCCUCUCCUGAAAGUGUGGUGGGAAUGGAAAUAAGUAGGUAUCCAGACUUGUCAGUUGUAAAGGAGGAGAACCCAGAACCUGUACCAUCUCCCAUCAUUCCCAUCCUACCAAGCAGUACUGGAAAAGGUUCAGAAGCCAAAAGAAAUUAUAUAAAAUCAGAACCCGGUUCAGGAGCGUUGCCUGGUUCUGGCUUCUUUGCCUCUCAGCUUGGACCAUCCCAGAAUGGUCCUAAAUCUGGCCUUAUAUCUGUAGCAAUUACUUUACAUCCCACAGCUGCUGAGAACAUUAGUAGCGUUGUAGCGGCAUUCUCCAACCUGCUUCACGUCAGAAUUCCCAACAGUUAUGAGGUUAGUAAUGCUCCAGACGUCCCAUCCUCCAUGGCAGCUGCCAACAGUCACAGAGUGAACACGUCUAUGGAGUACAGACCACACUUACUGCUUCAGGGUCCUCAGGCAGGAUCCAUGGGACCUGCCAGGAUUGUGGGGUCUUACGGACUGAAACAACCUAAUGUGCCAUUUCCUGCAAACAGCAAUGGCGUAGCUGGCUAUAAGGAUCACGGUCAGAAUAUUGCAGAAGGCUCAGCAUUGAGACCUCGAUGGUGCUCUCAUUGCAAAGUUGUGGUUCUUGGUAGCGGUGUGCGGAAGUCCUUCAAAGACCUGCCUUUCCUUAAACAGGAUUCCCAAGAAGGCUCUGAUAAAAUGAAGGACAUCGUAUUCUGUAGCAACAACUGCUUUCUUCUUUAUUCAGCAGCUGUGCAAGCAAAAACCUCAGAGAACAAAGAAUCAGUUCCGUCUUUGCCGCAGUCGCCGAUGAAAGACAGGCCGCCUAAAGCAUUCCAUCAGUACAGCAACAACAUCUCCACGCUGGACGUCCACUGUCUGCCUCAGUUGCAGGAGAAAGUUUCUCCCCCGUCAUCACCCCCCAUCAUGUUCCCCCCUGCGUUUGAAGCAGCCAAGGUAGAGGCGAAACCCGAUGAGCUUAAGGUAACGGUGAAGCUAAAACCUAGGUUAAAAGCAAUACACGGUAGUCUUGACGACUGUCGGCCUCCAAGUAAGAAAUGGAAAGGUAUGAAAUGGAAGAAGUGGAGCAUUCAGAUCGUGAUUCCUAAAGGAUCAUUCAAAUCUCCUUGCGAAGAAGAAAUAGAUGAAUUUCUUAAAAAACUGGGCACAACCCUUAAACCAGAUCCUGUGCCUAAAGACUAUAGGAAAUGUUGCUUCUGUCACGAGGAAGGUGAUGGAUUAACUGAUGGACCAGCAAGGCUUCUUAACCUGGAUUUAGACCUUUGGGUCCAUUUGAACUGUGCUCUUUGGUCUACAGAAGUCUACGAGACACAAGCUGGUGCCUUAAUAAAUGUGGAACUAGCACUGCGGAGAGGCUUGCAAAUGAAAUGCAUGUUUUGUCACAAAAUGGGUGCCACCAGCGGUUGUCACAGGUUAAGGUGCACCAAUAUUUAUCACUUUACCUGUGCCAUUAAAGCACAAUGUAUGUUUUUUAAAGACAAGACCAUGCUUUGCCCCAUGCACAAACCAAAGGGAACUCAUGAGCAAGAGCUUAGUUACUUUGCAGUCUUCAGGAGGGUCUACGUUCAGCGGGACGAAGUGCGGCAGAUCGCCAGCAUCGUUCAGCGAGGAGAACGUGACCACACUUUCCGCGUGGGAAGCCUGAUUUUCCAUGCAGUUGGUCAGCUGCUGCCACAGCAGAUGCAGGCCUUCCACUCCUCAAAGGCCCUCUUCCCCGUGGGUUACGAGGCCAGCCGGUUGUACUGGAGCAUGAGAUACGCAAACAGACGCUGUCGCUAUCUCUGUUCGAUUGAGGAGAAGGACGGGCUCCCGUUAUUUGUCAUCAAGGUUGUGGAGCAAGGCCAUGAAGAUCUGGUCCUUACUGACACAACACCAAAAGGUGUGUGGGAUAAAAUCUUGGAGCCCGUUGCUUCUGUUAGAAAAGAAUCUGAAAUGCUCCAGCUGUUUCCCGGCUAUUUGAAGGGUGAAGACCUCUUUGGUUUGACAGUCUCUGCAGUGGCCAGGAUUGCCGAAUCGCUGCCAGGGGUUGAGGCCUGCGAGAACUACACUUUCCGCUAUGGCCGAAACCCCUUAAUGGAACUCCCUCUUGCCAUCAACCCCACGGGCUGUGCCCGUGCCGAGCCUAAAAUGAGUACCCAUGUCAAGAGGUUUGUGUUAAGGCCUCACACCUUGAAUAGCACCAGCACAUCGAAGUCAUUUCAGAGCACAGUUACGGGAGAACUGAACGCGCCUUACAGUAAGCAGUUCGUCCAUUCCAAGUCCUCUCAGUACCGCAAAAUGAAAACCGAAUGGAAGUCCAACGUGUAUCUAGCUCGCUCUCGUAUUCAGGGCCUGGGCUUAUAUGCUGCUAGAGACAUUGAAAAGCACACUAUGGUCAUUGAAUAUAUCGGAACUAUUAUCCGGAAUGAGGUAGCAAACAGGAAAGAGAAGCUUUAUGAAUCUCAGAAUCGCGGCGUGUACAUGUUCCGCAUUGACAAUGACCACGUCAUCGAUGCCACGCUGACGGGAGGCCCUGCGAGGUACAUCAACCAUUCGUGCGCACCGAAUUGCGUGGCUGAGGUGGUGACUUUUGAGAGAGGACACAAAAUUAUCAUUAGCUCCAGCAGGAGAAUCCAGAAGGGGGAGGAGCUGUGCUAUGACUAUAAGUUUGAUUUUGAAGAUGACCAGCACAAGAUUCCAUGUCACUGUGGAGCUGUAAACUGCCGAAAGUGGAUGAACUAGAAUGCAUUCCUUGCUGUCUUUGAGGGUUGCUUGUCCCUAGGAAGAAGUGAUUCACGUUUUGAUUUUGUCGACAGAAAAUUGUUGCCUUUUUGAAGGGGAGAAAAAAAAAAAAAUCACUUCUGGAAGUACGGAUUUCUACUCAAGUAUUUCAAAAGGAAAAAAAAAACACCAAACAAGCACCAGAAGCAAGCCGGCAAAAUCCGAAGCAAACUUUCCAGACACAUGGAGGUUAAACUGAAUUAACAGAAUGGUCCAGCACUUUUGUUUUUGAGCUCACUAAGGAGAAACUGUGUAACUUGGGCAAAGAACCGAUGGCCGACCUGCGGGCGUGCAGGUGGGCAUCUAUGAAUGUAAGACUGAAAUCACCAGCGAAAGGGAGAAGUCCAAAGUGCUGGCCACAGCCUUAUUUGAUAAAGGGGCAGGCCCUCUAAUUAAAGAAAAAUUUUAAAUAAAAGUAGACACCACUGAACAAGGAAUGUACUGAAACGACUUCCUUAGGGAUAGAGCUAAGGGAAAAAAUAACUUGCACUAAAAUACAUUUAAAUACUUGAUUCCAUGAGUCAGUUUAUUGUAGUUUUUGAUUUCUGUAAAAUAAGAGAACCUUUUUGUAUUUAUUAUUGAAUAAGUGAAUGAAGCUAUUUUUAAAAAGAAAGUUAGAAGAAAGCCAAGCUGCUGCUGUUACCUGCAGAACUAACAAACUCUGUUACUUUGUACAAAAGUGUAAAUAUUUUGAGAAAAAAAAAUACAGUAUAAAAAUAGUUAUUGACCAAAUGCUACCAGACUCUGCAGCAGUUCGGGUGCUUAUUAUAAAACGUCAAUAGGGAUGUUACAAUAUGAGCUCAUGUAUUAACAGACACGUGGCUACAAUUACGGAAUAACCAAAAUCUCAGUUUAAAGAGAGCGGGGUUUUUUAUGUUUCAAGCAGUCUCAACUGUGGUCUUACGAGAAUUUUUUUAAGUAAACCUUAAGCCUGGUAAGGGCGUGUAUAUUACAACUCUGACUUUUGUAGAUGUUUGGGUAAUUUAGAUUAAUUUUAUUUGUAUUAUAUUGUUGCAUCCCUAUUUCUUAAGUCAGGUUUUUUGUGCUUACAAUUUGUGAUAACUGUGAAUAACUGCUAAAACCACCCAAAAUAGAGGCUGGACAUCGUUUUUUCUUCAGCAA